AUGGCUUCGGCAACCACUAAACCCACCCAACGCGGCAUCGUCUCCUACGGCUCCUACAAGACCGGAGGAUGGAAACUCAAAGAGAUCGUCCUCCGACCGCUCAGGGAGAAGGAGCUCCUCGUCGGGAUCGUAGCAUCUGGAAUCUGCCAGACCGACCUGCACUUCGCCGGCGCAGAGAGCGGGUUCGGCGUCCAUUAUCCCCGCAUCAUGGGGCAUGAGGGCGCCGGAUACGUCCGCGAAAUCGGCGCUGGCACGACCAUCGCCCAGGUCGGGGACCCGGUCCUGCUCUCCUUCUCCGCCUGCCGGGCCUGCGAGCCCUGCCGGCGCGGCCACCCGGCGCACUGCACGCACUUCAACGAGAUCAACUUCGAGGUCGAGCCCGACAGCCUCGUGUACAAGGAGCAGACCUCGCCGACGCAGCAGCCGGACAUCUACGGCCGCUUCUUCGGCCAGUCCAGCUUCGCGAGCUGCUCCGUCGUCCGCGAGGACUCCGUCGUGAAUGUCCGCGGCAUGGUCGACUCCCGCGAGGAGCUGCAGCUGCUGUGUCCGCUGGGCUGUGGGAUCCAGACCGGCAGCGGGGCGAUCAUCAAUGCCGCGCAGGCUGGGCCGAGCGACCGCGUCGCGGUGAUGGGGCUCGGCGGCGUGGGGCUCAGUGCGGUUAUGGGGGCGCGGAUUGCAGGCUGCAAGCAGAUCAUCGGCAUCGACCGGCCUGGGUCGCGGUUGGAGUUGGCGAAGGAGCUGGGCGCGACGCAUGUGGUGCCGGUGGAUACGGCGGCGGACCCGCAGGCUGUGACGGACGCGGUCCUACAGGCGACGGGGGGUCUGGGGGUGAACAUCACGCUUGACACGACGGGGGUGCCGAAACUGAUUGCGCAGGGGGUGCGCAUGACGGCGUUCAAGGGCAAGAUUCUACAGGUGGGCACGGCGCCGGAGGAUGGGACGCUGACGAUUCCGAUCCAUGAGUUUAUGGUCUCGGGGAAGCAGUUCAUGGGGGUCGUGGAGGGGGAUGUCAAGCCGAGAGAGUAUGUGCCCAAGAUGGUGCAGUGGGUGAAGGAGGGGCGUCUACCGUUAAAACGAAUUGUGAAGUUCUAUCCGGCUGGGGACUUUGAGCAGGCUAUCAAGGACAUGCAGUCGGGAGAGACGAUCAAGCCUGUGAUUCUGUGGUAA
Messenger RNA from Aspergillus clavatus NRRL 1, 1167 nucleotides. Its product is annotated as NAD(P)-dependent alcohol dehydrogenase. The record is from RefSeq and is a predicted model, not a curated record. Gene Ontology annotation, molecular function: oxidoreductase activity. The transcript has 2 exons. Lineage: Eukaryota; Fungi; Ascomycota; Eurotiomycetes; Eurotiales; Aspergillaceae. The coding region runs from base 1 to 1167 and encodes 388 amino acids.